AUGAAGUAUCUGGACGAGCCUAGACUUGCCUACUGGAGCAACUUCCUGCGGAGCGUGGAGCUUGGGGACAGGCUGCUGUCCGUCCGCACGGACGCCUUUUCGUGCAAAAAAGCCGGCGACGACAAGCGACUGUCCAAGGAACUCGAGCGCCAGCUCAGCGCCUCCCUACCGACCCCGUCCCGGUCAUCAUCAGCGCCCUCCGCGGCCUCCGCCGCCGCCGUUACUCCGACGACCACCACCCCCGCAGCGGGCGGGUUUACUGCGGGUGGCGGCGGCGGCGGCGCGGCGGCGGGGGCGGCCUUUGGCACGUCCCCUAGCUUCGGGGUGUUGACCGAUGUCGGGGUGCGUCGGACGCUGGUGGACCUUAUCUGCACCAUGAACGCCUCCUUCCCGGACUACGACUUCAGCGGUGUUAGGCCGGACAGCUUCGACAAGGAGGCCAGCGUCAGCCUCGUGAGAAAUAAGGUCAACGCCGCCCUUGCGGAGGUGUCCGUGAUACACAACAAGAUAUUCCUGGAGAGCUUCUGGGCCGACUUGGACGAGGUGAUGACGCUCAAGGACUGCGAGGUUUACUCCUACUCGCCGGACAUGGAGGGAGACCCCUUCACCGAGGGGUGCCUGUGGUCCUUCAACCACUUCUUCCUGAACAAGAACCUCAAGAGAGUGCUCUUCCUGCACUGCACCACGAAGAGCAAGCUUCACGUGAUGGAGGACAUGCUGGGGUCGGACAGCGAUGCUGAUGAUGAUGAUGAGGAGGAGGAGCAGGACGAUGCGGACAUGGACCAAGAGAACGACAACGACACCUGCCCGGGGUAUAUCAUGGGCGAUAUGGACAUGGAGCCGGCGGGAGGAGACGACGAUUCUCUGGGAUAA
Molecule: messenger RNA, 873 nt
Organism: Ectocarpus siliculosus
Lineage: Eukaryota; Phaeophyceae; Ectocarpales; Ectocarpaceae
Source: the annotation of a GenBank genome assembly